Molecule: messenger RNA, 3873 nt
Organism: Theileria orientalis strain Shintoku
Lineage: Eukaryota; Apicomplexa; Aconoidasida; Piroplasmida; Theileriidae
Product: P-type ATPase 2
Exons: 7
Coding region: 1-3873 (1290 amino acids)
Biological process (GO): phospholipid translocation
Cellular component (GO): plasma membrane
Molecular function (GO): magnesium ion binding; ATPase-coupled intramembrane lipid carrier activity; ATP binding
Source: RefSeq, a predicted model, not a curated record
AUGUUAUUCCUCGAUAAAUUAUACGAUUAUAUAUAUAAUAAAUACUUCAAAAAACCGGAUGAAUUGGAGCGUAGUUUCUAUUUGAAUCGGAAGUUACACUUUCCGUGUUCAAACCGAGUAAAAACCACUAAAUACACACCGUAUAACUUCGUAUUUAAAAAUUUAUACGAACAGUUGUCAAUCCCAUCUAAUUUCUACUUUGUAAUUAUUGCUAUUCUUCAGCUUACACCGCAGGUGUCGUCAACACAUGGAUACCCCGUUGUGCUCCUGCCUUUCAUUAUCGUAUUGUUGUUUUCGGCGUUCAAAGAUGCGUACGAAGACUACCAGAGAUACUUAUCGGAUAAUCAAUUGAAUAAUAACCUGUUGCAAAUAGUUAACCUACCAUGCGUGACGGAGGGGGUGAAGCCGAUCGAAGGGCUUAACGUGGACGAAAUGGACCGUUACGACUUCGUCAAGGGAGCGAUCAAGGACAACGUUCUGAAAAAUAAGUACUGGAAGGACCUGAAAGUAGGAGAGCUAGUGUUUCUGCAAAACAAAGAUAUAGCUCCAGCAGACAUGGUGCUUUUGGCAACAUCGGAGGAGAACGGAUACGCGUUUGUAGAUUCCUCUUCACUGGACGGUGAAACAAACAUAAAGAAGAAGGAGUCAAUAUUUGAGGUUUACAAUCACCUGGGAAGCGACUUUGACAUGGUGGUAACAGAGGUGCAGAAGUUCCUAGGGUUCUUCAACUGCGAGGGGCCGAAUAAGAACCUGAUGAGUUUCGACGGGAGCCUGAAGUACUACUUCUCCGAAAAAAUCACGCCGGUAAGGCUGAGCAAUGAGCUGAUGACGCUGAUAUCGUCAUACAAAAGCAGAGUGCUCAUGCAGGCUAAAUCAGCAUCACGCUCGAACACUAACGUUGGGACGCCAACGCCGAAGGAAGGAUUCAGCCGACAAAUAAGUUUGAGUUCAAAAAGAACCGCAAGUCCGAAAACGGAACUUCCGACGCCAUUGGACGGAACAGAGAGCCUGAAGGCGUUGGCGAUAAGCAGAAAGAGCUCAAUCGGGCACUUUGAAGUCAACCUGGACACGAUGAGUCCAGUGCAAGUGAGUCUGACGAAUCUGCUUCUGAGAGGAUGUAAGCUGAUGAACACGCAGUGGGUAGUAGGCUUCGUAGUCUUCACGGGACACGACACGAAGAUAUACAGGAACAUUUCGAAGGCGCCGAACAAAAUCAGUAAUUUACAGAGGAAGAUGAUGAUGACGACGUUCCUGGUGUGCAUGAUACAGCUCACGCUCUGCCUGUGCGCAACAGUAUACAACAUGUAUAUGCACGGGAUCAAGUAUUACGAAAGGUACGCGUACCUGUCGUUCAGAACGGGCAAGUCGAUGACGCAAGUGUUCUUCAUAACAUUCUUCUCAUGGGUCGCACUCACGGCGAACUUUGUGCCAAUCAGCGCAAUCGUGACACUGAACAUGGUGAAGCUGAUCCAGGGUUUCUUCAUACAGCUGGAUAACUCGAUGCACUGCGAAGAGCUAAACAUGAACGCUAAGGCGAGGAACACGAUGCUGAACGAGGAGCUGGGCCAGGUGAAGUACUUAUUUUCAGACAAAACAGGUAUGCCUGAAAAAUACAGGAGAACGCUCACGUGCAACAAGAUGGAGUUCAGAAAAUUCUGCCUCUUGGGACACAGCUACGGGCAGGGAUACACGGACGUAAUAAGGUUCGUGUACGCGAAGAAGGGAAUACAGCUGGAGAAGGACGAAGAAAACCCGCAUUAUUUGAAGGACUCGCACGUUAACCUGGUGGACGAAGGGCUCUUCAUAGAGCUGAGGGACCCAGCACACCCGAGACACCACCACCUGGUGGAGUUCUUCAUGCACCUGGCAAUAAACAACUGGGCAGUGCCGGACAGCGCAGACGUUAACACGUACAUCUGCUCGAGUCCGGACGAGCUGUGCUUUGUGAACGCAGCGGCCUUCUGCGGAUUUAAGCUUAUCACGAGGAGCUCGAACUUCGUGAUCCUGAAGGUGUUCGACCAGGUGUACAAGGUGAAGAUCGUGGCGCAGGCAGAUUUCGACUACAAAAGGAAAUGCAGCACAACAAUCGUGGCGUACUACAGAGACCUGGAGGAGAACUUCGUUAACACGAAGCCGGAGGACGGAAGCCUCUCCUCAACACGCUCGCUGCUGGCGCCGAGAGACUUCAACAAGAUGGUGCGCACGAAGGACAGGAGAAGUAAGAUCGUGAGCGACGAGAUGGAGCACGAGGACCUGUCUAAGUACAGGCUGGUGCUCUACUGCAAGGGCGGAGACAACGUGAUGCUCAAAAAGAUGAAGAACCUUAGCGAUCUGGACAACCUGACUGUAGAAAACAUGAAAAACUACUCAAUGGGAGGGCUGAGGACGCUGAUGUUCGGAAAGAGGGAGCUGGAGGCUGAGGAGAUGAAAAAGUGGCUGUCGGAGUACAACAAGCUCAAGGUGACGCUGGAGGGGCGCGAGGAGAAACUGGCGCAGUGCGUGGCGAAGCUGGAGUGCGACCUGGAGCUGCAGGGCGUGACGGGCAUCGAGGACAAGCUGCAGGAGGGCGUGGCAGAGUGCAUAGAGAGCAUGCUGACAGCAGGCAUCAACGUGUGGAUGCUGACGGGCGACAACCUGGACACGUCGAUCAACAUCGGAAUCGCGACGAACCUGAUCAACAUGCUCUCGGACCGCAUCAUGCUCGACUCGACCUCAGUGGCAACCGAGGACAUCAAGAAGUUCAUGGAGGACAACGUGGAGAGGAUCGACCGCGAGAACGACGCCUCGCGCCACCGCUGCCUCGUAGUCGACUCGCUGAACAUGGAGAAGAUCCUGACUGACGAGCUCUCGCCGCUAUUCCUGAAGCUGGUCCACAGAGUGCACUCGGUGCUCUGCUGCAGAAUGACGCCGUACCUCAAGGGCGCAGUGGUCUCGCUGGUGAAGACGAAGCUGAAGAAGAUCACACUCGCGAUCGGGGACGGCGGCAACGACUGCAACAUGAUACAGAUCGCGCACGUGGGCGUGGGCAUCAAGGGCAAGGAGGGCUCGCAGGCAUUCAACGCCUCGGACUUCGGCAUCGGCCAGUUCCGCUUCCUCGCGCCGCUGAUGCUGCACCACGGCCGCUGCUGCUACCGCAGGUCAGCCAAGUGCGUGAACUACAUGUUCUACAAGAACGUGAUCCUGGUCAUUCCGCUCUUCUACUACGGCUUCCUCUCCUUCUUCUCGGGCCAGAAGAUCUACUUCUCGCUCUUCGUGGCCAUCUACAACGUGGUCUUCACGUGCCUGCCGGUGAUGAUCGUGGGCGCGAUCGACCAGGACUACACGAAGGAGUUGUCCUCGAAGUACCCGCACGUCUACCAGCUGGGCCAGAAGAACUACUACUACAACGUGGUCAACUUCAGCUGCUGGAUUUUGAACUCGGUGAUGCAGUCUGCGAUCAUCUUCGUGAUGAUGACGCUCGGCUUCUCCGACAGCAUCAGCCUGCCCUUCCGCGGCGGCCUGAUCGCGGACGCUCCGACCAUGGGCAUCGUGCUCCUCUCGGCGGUGUUCAUCGUGGUCACGCUCAAGCUGGUCCUGGAGACCUGGUACUUCACCAGGAUUACUACCCUGUCGCACCUGCUCAGCAUUUUUUUCUUCAUGCUAACGGUAAUAGCCUUCUCUUCAUGUCCGCCGUUCACAGGCAACGCAGCUGGUUCCGCAUUCACUCUCUUCAGCAGCUAUAGGUUCUGGGUGGUUCUACUGGGCACCGUCAUGCUCGCCCUCUACAGAGAUUAUUUUUACAAGGUGUUUUUGUACUCGUUUGCUCCGCACUACUACCAUCACAUCCAGCGCGUGGAGUACCUGAAGUUAGACGAGCUCCGUGGGUUCGACUAA